Molecule: messenger RNA, 159 nt
Organism: Aspergillus chevalieri
Lineage: Eukaryota; Fungi; Ascomycota; Eurotiomycetes; Eurotiales; Aspergillaceae
Exons: 1
Coding region: 1-159 (52 amino acids)
Source: RefSeq, a predicted model, not a curated record
AUGCAUACAUGGCAGUCAUUACAGCAGCCAGAACGACAAGGGUUGGAAGAGCUGUACGCACCGGAAAAGCCCUCUGCGGUGGACACCAGUUCUAUGGCUCUCUCUGGCGAGCUCUACAGCUUCGAGCGAAACCUUCAGCACCGGCAAGAGCAAUCGUAG